Molecule: messenger RNA, 402 nt
Organism: Caenorhabditis remanei
Lineage: Eukaryota; Metazoa; Nematoda; Chromadorea; Rhabditida; Rhabditidae
Exons: 3
Coding region: 1-402 (133 amino acids)
Source: RefSeq, a predicted model, not a curated record
AUGAUGAGGUUUCAACUCUGCUUUUUCAUUAUUUAUGUCAACACAGCAGUUUCUAUUCCAAUUUACGCUGAUGACAUUGUGCAAAAACAAAUGUCAACUAUCAAAACAGUUGCACACACCAGGAAUUUCACAAAACUAUUGACAUUGGUUUCCGAGAGUGUUUUCGAAUUCGAAAAUUGGGACACUGUCAGAGAAGCACUGGAAAAUGCUAAUUUACUGGUCAUAGAUACCAAAUUUCGUCAUCCUGGAAUAGUUGCAAAAGUUAUUGUGAAUGGAGAUCGCUUAUCUGAUAUGGAAUUCACACGAGAUGAGAACAGCAGUACCGGAUGGAUACUCUCAAGAGCUGGUUUUUUGGAAUGUUUGUUGGAUAAUGACUCAGAAAGUUUUUGUAUUGAAGAUUGA